Messenger RNA from Entamoeba invadens IP1, 636 nucleotides. RefSeq lists its product as hypothetical. The record is from RefSeq and is a predicted model, not a curated record. Lineage: Eukaryota; Evosea; Mastigamoebida; Endamoebidae. Gene Ontology annotation, molecular function: oxidoreductase activity. Bases 1 to 636 code for a protein of 211 amino acids. The transcript has a single exon.
AUGAGCACAUCACUUCCCGAGAUCCACAUUGACGUAGUCAGCGAUGUGAGUUGUCCAUGGUGUUACGUCGGUCGUCGUCGUCUUAUUAAUGCAAUUACUCAACUUUCUACAACAAAGAAAAUCACAUACACAUACCACCCAUUUAUAAUAGACACAGGCACACAAAAAGAUGGAGAAGAGUAUAUGGCGUACAACGUCCGGCGAUGGGGAGGUGAUGGUUGGGUAUAUUCAAUGAAACGUGACUCGCUCAAUGAUGGGUGUACAUUUAAAGCUUGGAAGUAUUGGCCAUAUUCAUUACACUGUCAUCGUCUUAUGUGGUAUGCCAACACUGUAGGGAAAGGUGGUGAAUUAAUGGGUAUCUUCUUCGAGAUGAAUUAUGAGGAAGGAAAGAAUUUGAGUGUGAAGAAAGGGUUGAUGGAAGCUGCCGAGAGAUGUGGACUCGACUUAAAAGAGGCGGAGAACAUCAUCGACGACCAAAGUGUGAAUAAGAGGGAAGUGUUGAAUGAAUACCACAAAUGGAGCGAAGACGGUGUCGGUGGAGUUCCUUUCUUUAUCGUUCAUCUUCCGAGUGGAAAAGAAGUCCAACUAGAAGGCGCAGUGUCCACUUCUAAAUGGCUUAAAGUGCUUGGAAAAUGA